This is a messenger RNA of Petromyzon marinus (sea lamprey), 3084 nucleotides long. RefSeq names its product ras-related protein Rab-11A-like. NCBI's taxonomy places the organism in Eukaryota, Metazoa, Chordata, Hyperoartia, Petromyzontiformes, Petromyzontidae. The record is from RefSeq and is a predicted model, not a curated record. Gene Ontology annotation, molecular function: GTP binding; GTPase activity.
CAGAAGAAGCGGACGUGACGUCGCCGGCGUCCUCUCGCGUGACGUCACCGCCGCGACUCCUCCGCCCCGAGAGUCGGCUCGUCUCGCUGCGGCUCGGCGCGCACCAUGGGCGGGCAGGGCGAGGAGUACGACUACCUCUUCAAAGUGGUGCUGAUUGGAGACUCGGGCGUCGGUAAAAGCAACCUGCUUUCUCGCUUCACGCGCAACGAGUUCAACCUGGAGAGCAAGAGCACCAUUGGCGUGGAGUUCGCCACGCGCAGUAUCCAGGUGGACGGCAAGACCAUCAAGGCGCAGAUCUGGGACACGGCCGGACAGGAGCGCUACCGCGCCAUCACCUCCGCGUACUACCGUGGUGCGUACGGCGCACUGCUGGUGUACGACAUCGCAAAGCACCUGACGUACGAGAAUGUGGAGCGCUGGCUCAAGGAGCUGCGCGACCACGCCGACAGCAACAUCGUCAUCAUGCUCGUGGGCAACAAAAGCGACCUGCGGCACCUGAGGGCCGUCACCACCGAUGAGGCCAAGGCCUUCGCAGAAAACCAUGGGCUCUCUUUCAUUGAGACGUCUGCGUUAGACUCGACGAAUGUGGAAAGUGCUUUCAUCACCAUCCUAACAGAAAUCUACCGCACAGUUUCACAGCACCACAUACCGGACGGCGGUGGCUCAAGCGGAAACCUGGCACGCAGCAGCGAGGUAAAGCUCACGUACCCGGACAAGUCUCCCGACGCCGGCAAGACGUCGCGCCUGCCGUGCUGCCAGAACCUGUGAAGGCCGGAGCUCGGAGGGGAGGGGGUGGGUGGGUUGGGGGCGGGGGGUAGAGGCCCCCAACGCCCCCCUCCCCCCCAGCACGCACAGCGGCGCCGAACACAUUUCACCAGUGAGCACGAGCGACUCUUGUCGGGAGUUUGCGUGAUGGAUGCAGAUAAAAAAAUUUAAAAUAAAUAAUUUAACACGAUGGGUGGGGGGUCUAACCGGCAGGUUUGGUUCCCAGAGUUGAUUGAAGGUGAGCGUGAAUGUGAUAUCAAGUGAGAUGUGCAGCCAGACGGGACUGUGGGGGAUAUUUGGAGGCAUUAGUUGGGUCUCACUACGUCUUAUCCACUUGUCUGUGCUUCACAUUGCCCUGUUACUUUCUUUACUCCAACGAAUGGGUUUCUUUUAUGCUAUAACAGCUAUUAUGUAAACAUCAAAGUAAAAAAAAUUGUGUCAUGGGGUUCAUAAAUGUACACUACAUGAUGCACAGCUCAUGUCUUUGAAGUAACUCGGAAAGUGAACCACAUAUCAUCAAGCAAAGAUGAUGCCUCGGAGAAUUUCCAUUGCCCCCUCACCUCUGGCGCUCGAUGGCGACUGUCAAGCCGGCACAUCGCUGUGAACCCCAAGCCGGUCUGAGAGGUGGACGCUGUGGCCCUCUGUCUUGGAGCAGCUGCUGCCUUCCAUCGUGGCGACUGGGUUGGUAGCGGUGUGGCGGGUUUAAGAGAACGGUGCGCAUGGCGCGCGAUCGGUGGUGCGGUGGCCACCACAGUGCUCUUGAUUUCAUUUGUCUGGAGGCGGCAGACGAAUCUGCUCAAAUUAGUAAAGGUGAAACUAAAUCUAACUGCGUGAAUAGGCUCUUUGAACAGAGUUGGAAAAAGUUAUUGAUUUUCUGGUCCGUUUUUGGUUGAAUUUUUUCCCCCGUUAAAAAUUAUAUUGUAGUCCAGCUAACGUAAACACACUGAAACUCUAAAAUAGAAAUGUAACAUGAAAUUAUAAAUCUCGCGCAAAAUUUCAAAUUGAUCUGUUUGCGAGUGCUUGUCACCUGAAAAAAAAGUAAAAAAACUACCAUUGUGCCACUGACGAUGCUUAGCAAUGAAAACAUGAAAUACCGCACACCUUUAAUGAGCCAGAUGGUAAUUUCAAGAGUGCACGCACUGUGACAUCAAAAGUUGCAUGCAUUUUGAGCGCAGAAUCUAAAAAUGUAUCAAUCUGCUGUUACUACGGUGCCUGCAAGCCGUGCACGUGUAGUGGAUGAGAUUUUGUGUGAGUGGAGAAUUAACAUAACAUCUUGGAGCAUAUCUUCUCUUUCCGUGAUUUGUUAAUCGAUAAUGAGAUUCACAAUUACAGGGAUUUGUGCGUGUGCACGCGUUUAUUUAAUUCCCGCGCAGUUAAAUAGUUGAAUUGGGCAGCUUCUGUUCCUCUGCCGUGAAGUGUGGUUGGACAGCGCUGAUUUCAUCGUCCCCAUCGUUUCACACACACGGCACGGGCGUGCGGCAUUCUGACAUGGUGGCGAAGCCCGGGCUCUUUCCCGAGCAUUUCUCAUUCCGACUCUGGUGGGAAUGUGAAGGUCGUGAGAGGGCUGAGCUUCACUUCCACCUUAACCCUGUGCUCAAGUAAAGCCCCCCACGAUGGUGAAGUGCAUGCAGGGGGAAUGUCAUGAUAAAAGGGAUGACCGAAUACACUGGAGGCCUUGGUACGCUUUGCGUACGGCUGCGAUGAGAAAACACGUCACCUUAUCUCUCGGUCUUGUGACAUUUUUGAGAGUUUUGGGCCCGAUACAGAUUGUCAUAAAUUCAUGGGUUGGUGGCGAAUGGUAAAUCGUAAAAAAUAAAUACUGUAUAAGUGGGUGCCAAAAAUAAUGCUGAUAUGUUCAUGUCGCCUGCGUGAUUGGCCUUCCUUGUACCUUAUCGUCUAAAUGCCUUUAUAAGAAUAAUCUUUAUGUAUAUCAGUCUCUUUGCUCUUGGUUUGAUACUCGGUGGAAUCCAGCUCCACGACAUGCACCACCUCUUCCUCGACAAACGUUUUGUUUGUACACCUGUGGUGAUUUGCGUUAUUCUGCGACCAGUGUAAUAGGUGCCCUGUGGCGCUAAUAUCACGAAAGUGAUUGGGAAGCUCCUCGCUUGGCCACGAGCAUCUCUUUCUCACUCAAGGCCCAGUUCGUGGUAUGCGGCGGGGGUAGCAGGGCCUCAUCUUGAAGAAGCCUUUUGGAGGGAGAGUGGCGAGGUCAGCACCGUGGGCUUGGGAUUGUGCUGGGCAGUGCCAUUGACGUGGUUGUUCAUGUACAGCUAAAUUCACAAUAGUGUCCUGUACAGUAAAUCGUUUUGGGGAACUAAA